AUGGAAGAAGUCUGUGAGGGAAAGGAAUUCUCAUUUCCUCGCGAGGAAGAGAAUGUUCUGUCAUUCUGGAAAGAAAAGGAUGCCUUCAAGACCCAGCUCAAGCGAACUGAGCAUCUCCCGGAAUACAUCUUCUACGACGGGCCUCCUUUCGCCACAGGUCUUCCUCACUACGGGCACAUCCUCGCCGGCACGAUUAAGGACAUCGUGACUCGGUACCAGACCAUGACUGGUCACCACGUCACGCGUCGCUUCGGGUGGGACUGUCAUGGUCUCCCAGUCGAGAACGAGAUUGACAAGAAGCUGAAUAUUAAGAAGAGAGAGCAGGUGCUUGAGAUGGGGAUCGAUAAGUACAACGAGGAGUGUAGGAGCAUUGUGACGCGCUAUGUUGAGGAGUGGGAGAAGGUUAUCACUAGGACUGGGCGUUGGAUUGAUUUCAGCAAUGACUAUAAGACCAUGGAUUUGCCCUUUAUGGAAAGUGUUUGGUGGGUUUUUGCUCAGCUUUUUGAUAAGAAUCUUGUCUACAGAGGCUUCAAGGUUAUGCCGUAUAGUACUGGUUGUAAGACACCUCUAUCUAAUUUCGAAGCGGGUCAGAACUACAAGGACGUUCCAGAUCCAGAGAUCAUGGUGACUUUCCCAGUUAUUGGCGAUCAGGAUAAUGCUGCUUUUGUGGCAUGGACUACGACUCCAUGGACUCUUCCAAGCAAUCUCGCUUUGUGUGUCAAUGCAAAGUUUGUCUAUGUGAAGGUUCGCAACAAGUACAAUGGCAAAGUGUACGUGGUUGCUGAAUCUCGUUUGUCAGCCCUUCCUGCUGAUAAGCCCAAGGCCAACUCAGCUAAUGCUGAUUCCAAGAAACCGAAUCCUAAAGCCAAAGGUGGUGCUAAACCUGACAGUGCUGCUGAUUCUUAUGAGGUUUUGGAGAAAUUUGAUGGAGCUUCCCUCGUUGGGAAGAAGUAUGAACCAUUGUUUGACUACUUUAGCGAUUUCGCAAGUGAGGCCUUUCGCGUCGUAGCAGAUAAUUAUGUAACUGAUGACAGUGGUACUGGUAUUGUCCAUUGUGCUCCUGCCUUUGGUGAAGACGAUUAUCGUGUUUGUCUUGAGAACAAGAUCAUUAAAAAGGGUGAGAAUCUAGUUGUGGCUGUUGAUGACGAUGGGUCGUUUACUGAGAGAAUCACCCACUUCAGUGGCCGGUAUGUCAAAGAUGCAGACAAGGAUAUCAUUGAAGCCGUGAAGGCCAAAGGCAGGCUUGUUAAAACGGGAAGUUUCACUCACUCAUAUCCAUUUUGCUGGCGAUCAGACACUCCUCUCAUAUAUAGAGCUGUUCCCAGUUGGUUUGUGCGGGUGGAGCAGUUGAAGGAACAGUUGUUAGCAAACAAUGCACAGACACACUGGGUACCUGAUUACGUGAAGGAUAAACGUUUUCACAAUUGGCUCGAUAAUGCAAGGGAUUGGGCCAUUAGCCGAAGUCGAUUUUGGGGAACGCCUCUUCCGAUAUGGAUCAGCGAUGAUGGGGAGGAAGUUGUUGUCAUGGAUUCCGUUGAGAAGCUUGAAAAGCUCUCUGGUGUCAAGGUCUUUGAUUUACAUCGACACCAUAUUGAUCAAAUUACAAUCCCAUCCAGCCGUGGACAUGAGUUUGGUGUUCUCCGUCGUGUAGACGAUGUAUUUGAUUGUUGGUUUGAGAGUGGUUCAAUGCCUUAUGCGUACAUCCAUUAUCCUUUUGAAAACAAGGAGCUUUUUGAGAAGAAUUUCCCUGGUCAUUUUGUGGCUGAAGGGCUUGAUCAAACUCGUGGAUGGUUUUAUACUCUCAUGGUGCUGUCAACUGCACUAUUUGGAAAGCCAGCAUUUCGAAAUCUUAUUUGCAAUGGUCUUGUGCUUGCUGAGGAUGGAAAAAAGAUGUCUAAGAAAUUACAGAAUUAUCCACCACCUUUGGAAGUCAUUGAUGAGUAUGGAGCUGAUGCUGUGCGAUUGUACCUGAUAAAUUCUCCGGUUGUACGCGCUGAGCCACUACGCUUCAAGAAAGAAGGAGUACUUGGUGUUGUCAAAGAUGUAUUCCUUCCAUGGUACAAUGCAUAUCGAUUCCUUGUUCAGAAUGCAAAGAGACUUGAGAUUGAGGGUUCUGCACCCUUUGUUCCUACUGAUCUGGCAAAAUUACAGUCAUCAAACGUUCUCGAUCAGUGGAUUCACUCAGCUACGCAGAGUCUUGUUCAUUUUGUACGCCAGGAGAUGGAUGGAUAUCGCCUUUACACUGUGGUUCCUUAUCUCUUGAAGUUCCUCGACAAUCUCACCAACAUAUAUGUUAGAUUCAACCGCAAGAGGUUAAAAGGCCGUACAGGAGAAGAUGAUUGUCACAUCGCUCUUUCAACUCUAUACAAUGUUCUCCUUACUUCUUGCAAAGUGAUGACCCCUUUUACACCUUUCUUCACUGAGACUUUAUACCAGAAUCUGCGGAAAGCUUGUAAAGGUUCUGAGGAAAGCAUUCACUACUGCAGCUUCCCGGAAGCGGAAGGAACGAGAGGGGGUAGGAUUGAGCAAAGUGUUACAAGGAUGAUGACAAUCAUUGAUCUUGCUCGGAACAUUCGUGAGCGUCACAAGCUACCCUUGAAAACUCCUCUACAGGAAAUCACUGUAGUUCAUCCAGAUGCGGAUUUCUUGAAUGACAUAACUGGAAGACUAAGAGAGUAUGUCCUGGAAGAGCUGAAUGUAAGAUCUCUUGUGCCGUGCAAUGAUACUCUGAUGUAUGCGUCUCUAAAAGCAGAACCAGAUUUCAGCGUAUUGGGAAAACGACUUGGGAAGUCAAUGGGGCUUGUUGCAAAAGAAGUCAAAGAAAUGUCUCAGCAAGACAUCUUAAGAUUUGAGGAGGCUAAGGAAGUUACUUUUGCUGGACACAAGCUGGAGCAAACAGAUAUCAAGAUUGUCAGGGUUUUCAAACGUCCGGACGGUUUGAAAGAUACAGAGAUUGAUGCGAAUGGAGAUGGUGAUGUUUUGGUGAUCUUGGAUCUACGAGCAGAUGAUUCGUUGUAUGAAGCAGGUGUUGCUCGUGAGAUCGUCAACAGGAUCCAGAAAUUACGGAAGAAGUCAGGCUUGGAACCAACAGACACUGUUGAAGUUUACAUAGAAUCAAUGGACAAAGACGAAUGUGCAUUGCAACAAAUUGUAAAAUCUCAGGAACAAUACAUAAGGGACAGCAUCGGUUCCUCUUUGCUUCCGUCUUCCUUAAUGCCAUGGCAUGCUGGCGUAAUAGCUGAAGAGAGUUACGAAAAUGUAUCAAAGUUGUCGUUUAAGAUAAGUUUGGCGAGACCGGCUUUGAUGUUCAACGAAGAGGCUAUUCUUGGUUUAUACUCAGGAGAUGCCAAGUUAGCGAGUGGGCUCCAGACAUACUUGCUAUCGAGGGAUCAAUGGAAUUUGAAAUCCGAAUUCCAAGCAGGACAUGGCAAGAUAAGUGUAAGCUGCAUUGAAAAGUUUCCAGCUGUGACAGUCCUUGUUGGGGAACAUGUUUAUCUCACAGUCGGGGAAUACUUUUUGACCAAGAGGAACAACAUCGCUUGA
Microthlaspi erraticum is the source of this 3543-nucleotide messenger RNA. The record is from the annotation of a GenBank genome assembly. NCBI's taxonomy places the organism in Eukaryota, Viridiplantae, Streptophyta, Magnoliopsida, Brassicales, Brassicaceae.